Messenger RNA from Cherax quadricarinatus, 2975 nucleotides. RefSeq lists its product as uncharacterized. The record is from RefSeq and is a predicted model, not a curated record. NCBI's taxonomy places the organism in Eukaryota, Metazoa, Arthropoda, Malacostraca, Decapoda, Parastacidae. Gene Ontology annotation, cellular component: mRNA cleavage and polyadenylation specificity factor complex.
GUGUGGUCCCCGUGGUGGUGGCGGCGUCACUCGCUCGUCACCCACCACAGGAGUAGCACGUGUGGGCCACGACACAAGACUUGGCCCUCCCAUAUUUCUCCGUUUAGAGUUGAUAUUCCUAUUUCAUAUAUUGACAUAGGCUAGUCAACUCAUACUAUUUUCAUUUCCCCAGAUUUACUAACGGCAAUUCAUUUUAAGAUUUGAAUGAACUUGUGGGAUGAACCCAAGAUAUGAGUCAAGGCAGCGUGAUGGAGUACGCAGCCAUGCUGAGUGCUCCAGAUUUAGUGUGUGGUUUGCAAGACCUACUGGCUGACCCUGACCAUGUGGUGGUAAAGCGCACCAUACGGGUGUUCGCCAAUGUAUACCGCCAUGCCCUCCAGCUCCUGGCCACCGGUGAUCUGGAUGAGGCCACCUUCAAUGGCGCCUGGCCUGCUGUCAAGAGCGUGGCAGAACAACUCAUAAGCAUGUUGGCCACAUCAGAAAAUGAAGGCUUAAUAGUUCACAUUGUUCGCUUCUUGGAGGCCGCACUCGUAGCCCACCUGUUGUCUGAUGUUUCACGGUUUCCAGAGCUUGCUUCUCAGACUCCCAAGAUCGUAUCUAGAGGUGUAGAUGCACUAAAGGCCUUAGUGACGACGCCUUACGUCGGUGGCUCCGCCUUUAUUGUGGCUGUGAGGGCUCUCAUUACCGUCGCCUGUUACAAACGUGACCUUUGGGUGUCUGUCACCAAUCUUAUACAGAAGCAAGUUGCUUCUCCACCACCAACACUGUUUGACCAUAAUGUACGGUCCCUUCACAAGAUACUGCAGAGGAAUCUGUUCCGGUUGUUAAGACGGGCAGACACUACAGCCCUACGAGCCCAAUUAAUUGACAUGAUGGUAACGGUUGGUGUCCCACGUCGCAUGCUUUCUCAGUGGGCACCACCACAGGAAAGUCGUAAAAGAUCAGCACAAGUUGCACAAAGUGAGGAUGCCAUCACAGGCCGUAAUACUCCUCCGACAGCUAAGAGAAUUAAAGGUGAAACUGAGAGUGUGAAUGAACGAAGGGGAACUCCUCCAAGAGAUCCUCGUGAGUCACGUAGCACCAGAGAUGGUCGUAUUCCUCGUGAUAUGUGUGAUAUUCGUGGGGACUCUAGAGACCCAAGAGUUGGUGCAGAUCCUAGAGACCCAAGGACUGUCCAGCGGUCAGAUCCACGACUUAGCCCUCCACAUGAUCCACGAGACACACCCACCCAAGACCCCCCCAGUAAACCAAACACACCACCAGCCUCAGGAAGAUCCACACCUGAGGAUAAAGUAAUUGUGAACCACACCAAGAAAGUAAAAGAAGUUAACUCUAACUUUGAAUUUUUAAAGAGCUUGAUAACAAGCACAAAAAGUAAAGAGGCACCCUCUCCUGAAAGAUUUUCCGAAAAGGAGAGGGCAUUGUAUGAACGGUUGGAUCAUCCUCACGUAGUAGAACUGGUUCUGUCUUGCCUGGAUAGUGUACCUGACUCUCCCCCUGAAGAUCUGCUUACAAAGCUUGGGCAUGGUAGCGGUGACGUCGAUGGAAUCAGAGAGCAUUUAACUCGCCUUUUGGCUCCCCACUUACAUACUGACUUUAUCAACAGUUUAACUCCAGUCGAGGAGAACACGCAUUCUAACCCACCAUCAAGACCACCUUCCACUUGCGCUGCCACUGUAGCCUCAUGUGAUGUAACUCCACCUUUGAGCAUUCUGGGAGAACCUUCCCCGCCUUCCCCUCCAUCUUCCAAUCGCUCCACGCCCACAGAUCCUUCCCUCUUGUGCAGUUCUGAUGUCGAUCUGCGCCAGUUGUUGGAUCGGGGAUUCCAGAGUACUGGAGAUAUCGACAUGCGGCCACCCAGGGAUCUCAAGAGAGAAACAGAAGACAACUCUGCAGAAGACCCAAGGUCAUCCAGGACUGACCCAAGACUGAUAAAAACAAGCAGUGUGGACUUUAGAGAUGACAUAACACAUCCCAGGGCAAUCAUGAUCUCUACAAGCACACGAUUGGAUCCACGGAUCACCAAUGAUCCUAGGAGUGUAUCUGAUCAUCUAGAUAUACGUGCGACUAACAUGGACCCCAGGAUCACGCAGUCCUUCGCUGAUGGCAUAAAUCCCAGAUUAGGUAGCUGUCCUGACCCUCGAGAGCAGAUGAUGGGCAACAGCCAGCAGAACUUCAUGAGUAUGGGUAGUGGACUCCCUGGAAUGAGGAACAUGAUGCAGAACAAUUUCCAGAAUUUUGAUGCCACGUUUGGGAAUGGUCAUGUCAUAAACCAGCAAGACUCAUUAAUGAUGAAUAGUUCGCAUGGAAUUGGGCUCUGCAAUGGGCCCAUGGAUCUCAACAUGGGAAGGCUAGGCAAUGGCAACCCCCAUGAUCAAGGUUUUGUAGGGGGAGGGAACAAUAUGUUCAAUAUGAGGCCAGAUGGGCUGGGUGGACCCUGGCAGCAGAAUCGAAUGCCCAUGAUGAUGCCUUUGAUGAAUGGUGGCCCCGGCAUGUUUCCUCAGGCACCGCCUAUGCAUUUGUAGCUGUUGCACCCCUCGCCACUUUUCGGAAAUACAAGAUGGGGGAGGCACCCUCACAUUCCCCCACACUGCUUACGUUGGCAGCCAAACAAUUACGGGCCAAAUAUAAACUUUUAAGUUUCCAUUCCCACUCCAUAAGGUGCUAAAGGUUAAGAAAGCCAUCCUGUAAAUAUCUCGUCUGUUUAUGUGAACUCUUGUAUUAAUUACAGCAUUUUGUUAAGUUGCUACUCAAGUACCUUGUUAUGGAACAUUUCUUAAGCUCACUAAUAAUGGUUCCUUAUCUAUAUUAUUUUAAAGUAGUUAAAGCAUAGCAAGGACUAUAAAGUUCCUAACUGAUGAGUGUCACGUGUAUAGCAGCAGCUAGUGAUUCCCCAACAAUGUAUAUUUAUGUGAAUGAAUGUAUUAUGUGUAUCUUUUUUAUAUAUUUUGAAUAUACAAUAGCCAUUGUAUAAA